AUGCCUUACCUUAAGGAUGGGACGGAGGAAGAAAAGAAAGAAUUUUUGGAUCUCUGCAUUUACCGCAAGGGUGCCUACGAUUCCACCGACGAUGUGGCAUCUGUAUUUGAAGAGUUAAAAGAGAAGGAGGCCAAGCUGGGAGAAGGCGGCAAGGUCAACCGUCUCUUUUACUUUGCGAUUCCACCGACUGUCUUUGUUCCCAUGGGAAAGAGUAUCAAAGAGGCUGUGAUUGACCGAGCUGGAGAGUCGGUUGGAUGGUCCCCUCUGAUUGUGGAAAAACCAUUUGGCAAGGAUUCUGAAUCCUUUCAAGAGCUUUUGAGCGACAUGAAAGCCUUGUAUUCGGAAGAUUACAUUUAUUGCAUUGACCACUUUUUGGGCAAGGAAAUGGUCCAGAACUUGCUCAUUCUGCAAUUCUCAAACGCCAUUUUUGAACCACUUUGGAAUCGCAAUCAUGUCAAGAGCGUGACAAUUACAUUCAAGGAGAACUUUGGGACCAAGGGACGAGGUGGAUAUUUUGAUUCGUAUGGUAUCAUUCGCGAUGUCAUUCAGAAUCACUUGCUCCAAGUUAUGAGUCUAGUCGCUAUGGAACCUCCUGUGAAAGUGACCGGCGAAGGUUCUGCAAAUUACAUUCAUGACUGUGUGUUGGGACAGUACCUUGCCGCUCCCGAUGGAUCCAAAGUCGCCUACACUGAAGAUGACACGGUUCCUGACGACAGUGUGACGCCAACCUUUGCCACCAUUGUCUUGUGA
Molecule: messenger RNA, 750 nt
Organism: Cylindrotheca closterium
Lineage: Eukaryota; Bacillariophyta; Bacillariophyceae; Bacillariales; Bacillariaceae
Source: the annotation of a GenBank genome assembly